This is a messenger RNA of Colletes gigas, 539 nucleotides long. RefSeq names its product zinc finger protein 593 homolog. The record is from RefSeq and is a predicted model, not a curated record. Lineage: Eukaryota; Metazoa; Arthropoda; Insecta; Hymenoptera; Colletidae. The transcript has 3 exons. Gene Ontology annotation, molecular function: zinc ion binding; nucleic acid binding. Bases 108 to 539 code for a protein of 143 amino acids.
UUCAAGAGGAUAACUUUUCUUGUUUGAUUGGACUGUCCUUGAAUCGCGAGGGAAAUCGUUAUGUGGUUCGGUUUAAUUUCUUCGAAUUAAUUAUUGUCUUGUUGAAAAUGGUGUACAAACGUAAAAAAUAUCACAGAGGAGACACUCAUUUAAAAAAGGGUUGGAGAACAAAAAGAAGAAAGAAAGAUUUGGAUGAGAUUGAUGAGGAUUUGAAAGAUGAGAACGUGAAAAAUUUGUUAAAUCAAGAAGUAGAUUUGGAUAAACCGGGAGCAGCUCAAUAUUAUUGUAUACAUUGCGCGAGAUAUUUUAUAAAUAAUACAGCUUUACAAGAUCAUGUGUCAACAAAAGUACAUAAACGUAGAUUGAAAGCUCUUGAACUGGAACCAUAUAGUAUAGAGGAAUCUGAAAGAGCUUCUGGAAAGGGAAGUUACGUUGCUCCAGAAAAACGUAAAAUUGAGACCAUAACUCGUGAUAAUUUUAAAAUGGAUAUUGAAUCAGAAUUUCAGCCACGAACUAAAACGGCUAAAGUUAAUGCAUAG